GUAUCCUUUGCGUGGCUGACCAGUGUCAUGGUUUACGUGAACUGGCGCUGAACUACCACCUGCUGAGCGACGAGCUUCUGCUGGCUUUGUCUUCGGAAAAACACGUCCGGUUAGAACACUUGCGCAUUGACGUUGUCAGUGAAAAUCCUGGCCAGACUCAGUUCCACACGAUUCAGAAGAGCAGCUGGGACGCUUUCAUCAAGCAUUCGCCUAAAGUAAACCUCGUAAUGUACUUUUUCUUGUACGAAGAAGAGUUUGACCCCUUCUUUCGUUACGAGAUACCUGUCACUCACCUUUACUUUGGAAGAUCGGUAAGCAAAGACGUACUUGGCCGCGUUGGGAUGACCUGUCCUCGGUUAGUUGAACUGGUGGUGUGCGCCAAUGGAUUGCGGCCGCUGGACGAGGAGCUGAUCCGCAUCGCGGAACGUUGCAAGUAUCUGUCGGCCGUUGGCCUAGGAGAGUGCGAAGUCUCUUGCAGUGCCUUCGUUGAGUUUGUGAAGAUGUGUGGCGGUCGUCUCUCUCAGCUUUCUAUUAUGGAGGAAGUCUUGAUUCCUGAUCAGAAAUACAGCCUAGAGCAGAUUCAUUGGGAAGUUUCAAAGCAUCUUGGUAGAGUCUGGUUCCCGGACAUGAUGCCCACAUGGUAA
Eurypyga helias (sunbittern) is the source of this 644-nucleotide messenger RNA. RefSeq names its product F-box/LRR-repeat protein 3. The record is from RefSeq and is a predicted model, not a curated record. NCBI's taxonomy places the organism in Eukaryota, Metazoa, Chordata, Aves, Eurypygiformes, Eurypygidae. The annotation marks the transcript as partial. Gene Ontology annotation, cellular component: mitochondrion. The transcript has a single exon.